GCACAACAAGCAGACAGGGCCCAUCCGCAUCUUACCCCUUUUCCCCCAUCUCCUCCGUCCAUUCUCUCUCUCCGGUUCCGUUCUUUCGGUUUCUUACGUUUCCGUCCUGCUUCUCAAUUCUCUCACUCCUCUUUGUCAACGUUUGGAAUCGAGGAGAACUGAGGCACUCGAGCGCUUUUUGCUGUCGUCUGAAUUCUAGUAAAUAUGUAUUUUGACGGCUAUGGAUACCAUGGAACAUCAUUUGAGCAAACAUAUCGGUGUUACCCUGCAUCUUUUAUCGAUAAGGCACAGAUAGAAAAUGGUGACAAAGUUAUCAUGCCUCCUUCAGCUCUUGAUCGUCUCGCAUCGCUUCACAUUGACUACCCUAUGUUGUUCGAGCUCCGGAAUGCUGCUACUGAGCGUCUUUCCCAUUGUGGGGUUCUGGAAUUUAUAGCUGAAGAAGGCAUGAUAUAUAUGCCUUACUGGAUGAUGGAGAAUCUACUGUUACAAGAAGGAGAUUUCGUGCGAGUGAAAAAUGUGACUAUCCCAAAGGGUACAUAUGUUAAAUUGCAACCCCACACUAAGGACUUUCUGGAUAUCUCCAACCCAAAAGCCAUAUUGGAGACAACGUUGAGGAACUUUUCAUGCUUGACGACAGGGGAUAGUAUAAUGGUGGCUUAUAACAACAAAAAAUAUUACAUAGACAUUGUAGAGUCGAAGCCUUCUCAUGCUAUAAGCAUUAUCGAAACUGAUUGUGAAGUGGACUUUGCUCCUCCUCUCGAUUACAAGGAACCAGAAAAACCCGCCCGACCAAUUCCAACUGGCAAAGCACCAGCUGAAGAACCUCCGGCCGAGCCAGAACCGAAAUUCAAUCCGUUUACUGGUCCUGCAAGAAGAUUGGACGGUAAACCUUUGAAAAUGCAGCCUCCUCAACAAGCGACGGCAUCGUCUGGUGGGUCCCAAGAUAAAAGGAGCAAUGCAGUAUCUAGCGGAGCAGGAGCAGGUGCACCAUCCAGUUCGAGCUCACAAAGCACUAAUCGCCAGUCUCAGGGAAAGCUAGUCUUCGGUUCAAAAGAAACACCAAAGGACACUUCGAAAGAGAAGGCUAAUAAGCCAGAGCCUCCAAAGACUGAAGAGGAGCCGAAAUUUCAGGCUUUCAGUGGGAAGAAGUACUCGUUAAAGGGUUGAUUGUCUGUAUAUCUAUCUAUCUCUAUCUAUCUAUUUAUCUGCACAUCUAUAACUUAUGUUUUUCUUCAUUUUGUCUAUUUAUGGCCCGAAACUCUAGUGAAAACUGAAUUCAACCGUGACCGUGUGUGAUGGUUAAAAAAAGGAUUGGAAUAGUCGGUUCUUGUUCCGAAUUUGAAAAACCGAAAUACAACCGUUAACUCGCUCUUGUAUUAUUAUACCAGUUGAAUGGUCAAAGCCUGCUCAGUGAAUUUUCUCGUUAAUUCUGCU
Molecule: messenger RNA, 1434 nt
Organism: Erythranthe guttata (spotted monkey flower)
Lineage: Eukaryota; Viridiplantae; Streptophyta; Magnoliopsida; Lamiales; Phrymaceae
Product: ubiquitin fusion degradation protein 1 B
Biological process (GO): ubiquitin-dependent protein catabolic process; ERAD pathway
Cellular component (GO): VCP-NPL4-UFD1 AAA ATPase complex
Molecular function (GO): polyubiquitin modification-dependent protein binding
Source: RefSeq, a predicted model, not a curated record